AUGUCCUCGGCACUUACCUAUCCUCUUCCUGUUCUCCCUUCUAUCCCAGACAAUCUCGAACAUCUCGACUCACGCCAUGCUUUACCCCAUUUGAUGGCAUUAAUGAAGAACACCCUCAUUCGUGGUCUGAAUCGCGUCCAUGCAUGUGCGCCUCUCAUCAUUGUCGGCCACCCCAUUCUUCUGCCUUUCCUUGACUACGUGCGAUUACUCCUUGCGCAAUUGGAUGUGCACCUCGAGGAGGAUGCUAUUUUUUUCUCUGUGAACGCGCUGGCAGGGGUCACCACAACCGAAGUUAACCCUGCUACUAAGACUAUCAGGGAAUCCAUAAUUUCAUUGACGAGUUUGGUAUUGGCAUGGAUUUUGGAUGAGUCCAAGUUCUGUCCGAGCGCUCUAUGUGAUGGACUCUCGUUUGGGCCUCUCCUGGUUGGCGUUAUGCAGGCACAGAUCAGUGCGCUUACCCCCACGCUGCUCAGCUCGAUUAUAUCCCACGUGGACCUUCUUGAAUUGAUUAAAGCCAGCGUCAGUCGCAUCAGUGAACGCUCGGACAUGACCUUCCUGCUUCCUUUUGUUGUCUCGCAUCAUGAUCGUACCACCUCUACCCAUUGGCCCAAGGUUCCCGAAGGUUGUGUUGAGAUGUUCCCAACCCUCAUUCUCAAUCACCCAGGAUGCUGGCAAUUCGCGCCAUACAAUCCUCUCACCAAUGAGACUCAGAGCUUGAUCACCAUCUAA
Messenger RNA from Suillus subaureus, 729 nucleotides. RefSeq lists its product as uncharacterized. The coding region runs from base 1 to 729 and encodes 242 amino acids. The transcript has 4 exons. The record is from RefSeq and is a predicted model, not a curated record. Lineage: Eukaryota; Fungi; Basidiomycota; Agaricomycetes; Boletales; Suillaceae.